AUGUCUUCUUUCCUUAAUUUACAUAAAUGGCCUUCCUCUGCAAGCAUUUAUUGCUUUCCACUGACGAUGUUAAACUUUGGGGAGAAUUUUGCAACUGAGAUGAUAAGGAACAUAUUCACGAAGGCUAUAAGAGAUGACAGGCUUCAGUGCCAGACAAAGCCUCUGGAAAAAUUUGUCUCUAAUCCGAAAAGCUUAUUCCGUUAUGCAGCCUCUCUUCGUCAAGCCAAAACCGGAGUUUCCCAAAUGCUAGGCCUUAACGGCCCGACCAGUAACGACGGCGACGCCGCUAACCUUUUGGCUGAACAAUACUCCCGAACAAUUCGACCGACUCACAUCAACUAUACUGAGGACGGCUUCAUUUGCAACUGCACAGGACUUUCCGUAGUGAACCUGAGCGCUGACUUGGUGUUCCAGAGACUGCAGCAUCUAAGAAAAGACAUUUCUCCUGACCUAGAUAUGGUCCAUUCUGCUAUACUGAGGGAAGCAGCCUCAAUCCUGGCAACGCCGCUUAACGUGAUGUUCUCACACUCGCUAAGCCGAGGCAAACUACGGGAAAACUGGAAGUUGGCUCACAUUACACCAUCUCUGAUAUGCGAUGGUAUAAAUGACUAUUUACUGUCCUUACAUUUCUCCUCACCCCAACAGCAUGAUUUCAGGAAGGGUUACUCUUGUAUAACCAACGUGAUGACUGCGGUGGACAGAUGGACAAGCAUCCUCGAUCGCGAGGCGAAGGUUGAUAUCAUUUACCUUGAUUUCUCAAAAGCUUUUGAUAGGGUUAAUCAUAUAUGUCUUAUCAAUAAGCUCAUACGAUUGGGUAUCGGACCACCUCUAAUCGAUUGGCUCACUUUAUAUCUGAAAAAUCGACCUUUUAAAGUCAGGGUUAACUUCACUUUAUCUCAGAGUCCCCCAAGGCUCAAUACUAGGACCUCUUAUCUUCUUGUUUACGCAAAUGAUCUUCCUCAACAGGUAGCGUCAAACUUAUUACUUUUUGCCGACGACGUGAAACUUUGGAGAGAGAUACGCAAUCAAGACGAUACACAGGCACUUCAGGAGGAUCUGACUCGACUUCAAAUUUGGGCAGAUAAUAAUGGACUUACCUUUAACACUUCAAAGUGUAAAGUAGUCUAUCUGCGACAUGUCGCAGACUAUCGUUACAACUUAGGAACCUCCUCUCUAGUAGUAUCCCAAGUCGAAAAAGAUUUAGGAGUCCUGGUGCCCUACGAUUUAAAGUCUUACGCUAACUGUGACAAAAAACGCCUUUUAAGCAAACCUUGCACUGAGUAUAGGCGUCUUAGAGGUGACCUUCUAAUGGCUUACAGUACCCUUAACAUUUCUGGACAUCCUCUUAAACACCUACUUAAGCUUAGUCCCAACACCAACCUAAGGGGUAACACCCAGAAAUUGGGGACAGAACUCUACCUACAGUCAGUAACUACUGAGCGGCUUUUCUGUUUAGAACGUUACGCCUUGGUGUCGUCGCUGUCUGUACUCUGGAACAUGGAUUUUCAGUCAAAAAUUUCCAAACCUAUUGAUAGAGUUCAGGUCGAAGGAAAGGUGUUCUUAAAAAUGAUCAAGCACUAUGAAGAAGAAUCUGUAUCUAGCCAAAAUUUUGUCAAUGGUGUAUUGUUAGGGCUUGCACAAGGCAGCCAACUUGAAAUCACGAAUUGCUUCCCAUUACCUAAGACUCAAGAAGAUGACCCAAACGCCAACGAGGCUCUGGUCACUUAUGAAGCUAAUAUGAUACGUAAUUUGAGACAACUACAAACAGAUUACCUCAAUGUAGGAUUUUAUCAAGCUGGUCCUGGAGGCGUCUCUAUUAACCGUGCUAACAUUGAAAACAUUUAUCAACGCCAAAUUAAUCUCCCUGAAUCUGUGUUGCUCACUUAUGACCCAACAAGAACUAGCAGAGGUCAAAUUGGUCUGAAAGCGUAUCGUCUGUCUGACGAUGUUCUUGCUGCAAGAUCCGAAGCGGAAGAUCGUUUUCGUCUGAUGGGCCACAAGGGUCCCGAGGUCCCAUGGGAAUGUGAAGCGGCAAGCAGUGUAGGUCGCAGCAGUUUCACUCGUGUUCUAGAAGAGAUACCGGUUGUGAUUCAUAAUUCACAUCUCGUAAACAUCCUUUUGACUGAAAUCGUUGAUAAUCAAGAACUGUCGCGAUCGGAGCUUUCUACAAAUUCAUCAAUGCUAGAUCUGGCCCCACCGCUUCCAAAAGACCAUCCUGGUCGUUAUUCUACUCUCAAUUUAAGCAUGGCCUCUAGUUUGGAACAACAACUACGUUCUCUUCUUGCGGGUUUAGAAACAGUACAUGAUUACCAGUAUUCAUAUCAACGUAGUCUAUCAAAAUCUCAAACUACGGUAGCUGGCAAGACUGCAACUGAAACACGUAAUCGGGAGUUGGCUCCAAUCCGUUUGGACACUGCGUUGGUUUCAGCUCAGCUUGAUUUCUACUGCAACAGUCUUGCUCAGAUGGCAGGUCAAACAAUAGGCAAAUUGAUGUUAACACAAGCUGUACAAAAAACAAAUUCAUCCGGAGCUCCUAAAUCUCAAAAAAUCUAA
This is a messenger RNA of Schistosoma haematobium, 2553 nucleotides long. RefSeq names its product Eukaryotic translation initiation factor 3 subunit H, variant 2. Bases 1 to 2553 code for a protein of 850 amino acids. NCBI's taxonomy places the organism in Eukaryota, Metazoa, Platyhelminthes, Trematoda, Strigeidida, Schistosomatidae. Gene Ontology annotation, cellular component: cytosol; cytoplasm; eukaryotic translation initiation factor 3 complex. Gene Ontology annotation, molecular function: protein binding; translation initiation factor activity; metallopeptidase activity. The transcript is spliced from 10 exons. The record is from RefSeq and is a predicted model, not a curated record.